AAGAUCUCCUUGCUCAAGACGAAAUCUCAAAGGCGGUUCUACAGAAUAAAAACUUCAGCUCCCAGACCUCGUGUUUGAAUCUCUCUCUGCAUAUCUAUCCUAUCGGAAUUCGGAGAAGAAGAAGAAGCAAAUCGUUCAUUCAAUCACCGAUAUAGUCAUCGAGAGUUGCAGAACUUAAAUGGCACAUCCGGGAGGGGGUGGAGCCGAAGCUCACGCCCGAUUUAAACAAUACGAGUAUAGAGCAAAUUCAAGUCUAGUACUCACAACCGAUUCACGUCCUCGUGAUACACAUGAACCAACUGGUGAGCCAGAAACACUGUGGGGUAAAAUCGAUCCAAAACACUUCGGUGAUAAAGCUUAUAAGGGCAGACCUCAAGAACUCGAAGAAAAGAUCAACAAGUCUAAGAAAAAGAAAGAACGCGGUGGUGAUGAGGACCUAGCGUCUGGGAGAAGAGAUAGUAAACGAAGGCGUUUAGGUGGUGGUGGUGGUCUGCAAGAGAGUAGUGUUUUGAAUAUAGCUGAGGAAGGUGCUUAUCAGCCUAAAACAAAAGAGACAAGAGCUGCUUACGAGGCACUACUGAGUUGUAUUCAACAGCAUUUAGGGGGACAGCCACAGGAAAUCUUAUGUGGUGCUGCUGAUGAGGUUAUCGCUGUGCUUAAGAAUGAUAAGCUUAAGAAUGUGGAUAAGAAGUGGGAGAUUGAGAAGUUGUUGAGUACCAUAUCUAGUACUACUUUUGAUCUUCUUGUGUCUGUUGGGAAGCUUAUUACGGAUUACCAAGAUGGGGCUGGUGAUGUUCCCAGUGGUGCUAGUAAUGGGGAUGAGGCGCUUGAUGAUGAUAUUGGUGUUGCGGUUGAGUUUGACGAGGAUGAGGAGGACGACGAGAGUGACUACGAUCAGGUCCAAGAGGACGACGAUGGUGAAGAUGAGGAAGAUGACGGACCUGAAACAAAAAGAGCUGGGGCUAUGCAGAUGGGUGGUAUAGAUGAUGAUGAGAUGCAAGACGCGAAUGAGGGUAUGACUUUGAAUGUCCAAGACAUUGAUGCUUAUUGGCUUCAAAGGAAGAUUUCUAAUGCAUACGGAGAUAUUGACCCCCAACAGUGCCAGACACUUGCUGAGGAUGUACUUAAAAUGCUUGCUGAAGGUGGUGACAACAGGGAAGUAGAGCGGAAUCUCCUGGUGAUUUUGGAUUUUGAUAAGUUUGAGCUAAUCAAGGUGCUUUUGCGGAACCGCUUAAAGAUUGUGUGGUGUACUCGUCUUGCAAGGGCAAUAGACGAGGAAGAGAGGAAGAAGAUCGAGGAAGAAAUGAUGGGUUUGGGUCCUGAAUUGGCUUCCAUUCUUGAGCAGUUACACGCCACAAGGGCAACUGCUAAAGAACGGCAGAAGAUUGUGGAGAAAAAUAUUAGAGAAGAAGCUAGGCGAUUGAAGGACGGGAGUGGUGGUGGGGAUGAGGAUAGAGACUGGGAGAGGAGAGGUCCGGUGAUUGAUGGAGACUCAGAGAGUGGUUGGUUGAAAGGGCAGCGUCAACUUUUGGACCUAGAAAGUAUAUCUUUUCAGCAAGGUGGUUUGUUGAUGGCUAAUAAGAAAUGCACUCUUCCUGAUGGGUCUUAUCGGAAUCACAGCAAAGGGUACGAAGAAGUUCAUGUGCCUGCGCCUAAGCUUAAACCACUUGCCCCUGGCGAAGAGCUUAUUAAGAUAUCAGUCAUGCCUGACUGGGCACAACCAGCCUUUGGUGGAAUGAGUCAGUUGAAUAGGAUACAGAGUAAAGUUUAUGAGACCGCACUUUUCACAGCAGAGAAUCUCCUUUUGUGUGCUCCGACUGGGGCUGGGAAAACGAAUGUGGCAAUGUUAACCAUACUUCAGCAGAUUGCGUUGCAUAGGAAUCCAGAUGGCUCCUUUGAUAAUAGCAAGUACAAGAUUGUUUACGUGGCACCAAUGAAAGCAUUAGUUGCUGAGAUAGUUGGAAAUUUGUCUAAUCGUCUUAAGCACUACAAUGUAAAUGUUAAAGAGCUAAGUGGAGACCAGUCCCUGACUCGCCAACAAAUUGAUGACACACAGAUAAUUGUUACGACUCCUGAGAAGUGGGAUAUCAUCACUAGAAAAUCGGGAGACCGAACAUAUACACAGCUUGUGAGGCUUGUCAUCAUUGAUGAGAUCCAUUUACUUCACGAUAAUAGGGGGCCAGUGCUUGAAAGCAUUGUUGCAAGAACUGUUAGAUUGAUCGAGACCACGAAGGAGCACAUUCGUUUGGUUGGUUUGUCAGCAACACUCCCUAAUUACGAAGAUGUGGCUCUAUUUUUACGAGUUGAUCUGAAAAAGGGACUAUUCCAUUUUGACAACAGUUACAGACCAUGCCCGCUUGCUCAACAGUAUAUUGGAAUCACAGUUAAGAAGCCUUUACAGAGAUUCCAGUUGAUGAAUGACGUCUGUUACGAGAAGGUGAUGGCCACAGCAGGCAAGUCCCAAGUCCUCAUAUUUGUUCAUUCGAGAAAAGAGACGGCGAAAACAGCAAAAGCAAUAAAAGAUACGGCUCUUGCUAAUGACACCAUUAGUCGUUUUCUGAAGGAGGAUAGUGCAAGCCGUGAGAUUUUACGAGAGCAAAUAGAGUUUGUCAAGAGCAAUGAUCUCAAGGAGUUGUUACCUUAUGGGUUUGCAAUUCAUCAUGCUGGUAUGUCGAGAGCAGACCGUGAUAUUGUCGAGGAAAUUUUUGCUGAAGGGCACGUGCAAGUGCUGGUAUCCACUGCUACCCUUGCAUGGGGUGUUAAUUUACCAGCCCACACUGUGAUCAUCAAGGGUACUCAGAUAUACAAUCCCGAGAAAGGAGCGUGGACUGAAUUAAGUCCUCUUGACGUCAUGCAGAUGCUUGGUCGUGCAGGGAGGCCUCAAUAUGACACAUACGGGGAAGGGAUAAUCAUAACAGGACAUAGUGAACUGCAGUAUUAUCUCUCGCUCAUGAAUGCACAACUUCCUAUUGAAAGUCAGUUUGUGUCAAAGCUGGCUGAUCAGCUAAAUGCUGAAAUUGUUUUGGGGACAGUUCAAAAUGCUAAAGAAGCAUGCAAUUGGCUUGGCUACACAUACUUGUACAUUCGCAUGUUGAGAAAUCCAACACUGUAUGGUUUGGCAGCUGAUGUUCUGAGUAGGGACAAGCUCUUGGAGGAAAGAAGGGCUGAUUUGAUCCAUUCUGCUGCAACUGUCUUGGAGAAGAAUAAUUUGGUGAAGUACGACAGGAAAAGCGGGUACUUCCAAGUCACUGACCUUGGUCGAAUCGCCAGUUAUUAUUAUAUUACCCAUGGAACGAUAUCUACUUACAAUGAGCAUCUGAAGCCAACAAUGGGUGAUAUCGAGCUUUGUCGGUUGUUCUCACUUAGCGAAGAGUUUAAAUAUGUGACUGUGAGACAAGAUGAGAAGAUGGAACUCGCUAAGCUUUUGGAUCGUGUUCCUAUUCCCGUUAAGGAGAGCUUGGAAGAACCCAGUGCCAAAAUUAAUGUUUUGCUCCAAGCGUACAUUUCACAGCUGAAGCUUGAAGGGCUCUCAUUGACAUCUGAUAUGGUGUUCAUCACUCAGAGUGCUGGACGUCUUAUGCGAGCGCUUUUUGAGAUUGUAUUGAAAAGAGGGUGGGCUCAAGUAGCUGAGAAGGCUUUGAAUUUGUGCAAGAUGGUUGGCAAGCAGAUGUGGAGUGUUCAAAUGCCUCUUCGCCAGUUCCAUGGUAUCCAAAAGGACUUGCUGACAAAAUUGGAGAGGAAAGAAUUGGCCUGGGACAGGUACUAUGAUUUAACCUCUACGGAGAUUGGAGAGCUCAUCCGUCAACAGAAGGUAGGAAAAAUGCUCCAUAAAUAUAUUCACCAGUUCCCAAAGCUGAACCUAGCAGCACAUGUUCAACCCAUCACCCGUACAGUUCUAAGAGUCGAACUUACAAUUACGCCGGAUUUUAUGUGGGAGGACAGAGUUCAUGGAUUCGUGGAACCAUUUUGGGUUAUUGUUGAGGAUAAUGAUGGGGAGUUUAUUCUUCAUCACGAGUAUUUUAUGCUGAAGAAGCAGUAUUUCGAUGAAGACCAUACGUUAAGUUUUACUGUGCCAAUUUACGAGCCGCUGCCUCCUCAGUAUUUCAUUCGAGUUGUGUCCGAUAAGUGGCUGAACUCUCAGUCAGUAUUACCCGUGUCAUUUAGACACCUUAUUUUACCAGAAAAAUACCCUCCCCCUACUGAGUUGUUAGACUUGCAGCCACUGCCCGUUACUGCGUUGAGAAAUCCUGCAUAUGAGGCUCUUUAUCAGGAGUUCAAGCACUUCAACCCUGUGCAAACUCAGGUCUUCACUGUCUUAUAUAAUACAGAUGACAAUGUCUUGGUUGCAGCGCCAACAGGAAGCGGCAAGACAAUUUGUGCAGAGUUUGCUGUGUUGAGGAAUCAUCAGAAAGGAUCGAAUAAUGUCAUGCGUGUUGUUUACAUUGCUCCUAUGGAAGCUCUUGCAAAGGAGCGUUAUCGUGAUUGGGAAAGGAAGUUUGGAAAGGGAUUAGGCUUGAGAGUGGUGGAACUGACUGGUGAAACAUCAACAGAUCUGAAACUGCUUGAGAAAGGGCAAAUAGUUAUAAGCACUCCUGAGAAAUGGGAUUCUUUGUCUCGCAGAUGGAAGCAUCGCAAACACAUUCAACAGGUUAGCCUUUUUGUCAUUGACGAGCUCCACUUGAUUGGGGGUCAAGGUGGCCAUAUUUUGGAGGUAAUUGUUUCUAGAAUGAGAUACAUUGCAAGUCAGAGUGAGAACAAGAUCCGCAUAGUGGUAUUGUCAACUUCAUUGGCAAAUGCAAAAGAUCUUGGGGAGUGGAUAGGUGCAACCUCUCACGGGCUCUUUAAUUUCCCGCCAGGUGUUCGUCCCGUUCCACUGGAGAUCCAUAUUCAAGGAGUGGAUAUUGCUAACUUCGAAGCAAGGAUGCAAGCAAUGACAAAACCAACCUACACCGCCAUUGUCCAACAUGCCAGGAAUGGGAAACCUGCACUUGUAUUUGUUCCUACUAGGAAGCAUGCCAGGCUUACUGCGGCUGAUUUGAUGACUUACUCUAAUGCUGAUGGGGGAGAGAGUCCCCCGUUUCUACUGAAAUCUGAGGAAGAACUGGAGUCAUUCAUUUCCAAAGUCACAGAGCCCAUGUUGAGUGCCACUCUUCGUCAUGGUGUGGGCUACCUACACGAAGGCCUCUCCAGCGUCGAUCUUGAAAUUGUCACUCAUUUAUUUGAAGCUGGUUGGAUUCAGGUCUGCGUUGCGAGCAAUUCAAUGUGCUGGGGAAUGCCGUUAUCAGCUCACCUGGUGGUCGUUAUGGGAACACAACACUAUGAUGGGAGAGAAAAUACUCAUACUGACUACCCCGUGACUGACCUACUGCAGAUGAUGGGUCAUGCUAGUCGACCUCUGUUGGAUAAUUCUGGCAAAUGUGUCAUCCUUUGCCACGCUCCAAGGAAGGAAUACUACAAAAAGUUCUUGUAUGAAGCUUUUCCCGUGGAGAGUCAUCUGCAGCACUAUUUGCAUGAUAAUCUGAAUGCGGAAGUUGUUGCUGGAGUUAUCGAGAACAAGCAAGCUGCAGUGGAUUAUAUUACCUGGACAUUUAUGUAUAGGAGGCUCACUCAAAAUCCGAACUACUACAAUCUCCAGGGAGUUAGCCAUAGGCAUCUCUCAGAUCACCUUUCGGAGCUCGUGGAAAAAACAUUAAGUGAUUUGGAAGCAAGUAAAUGUGUUUCUGUGGAGGAUGAAACAGAUCUUUCUCCUCUGAACCUGGGAAUGAUUGCGUCGUAUUAUUAUAUAAGUUACACAACCAUAGAACGAUUCAGUUCUUCACUGACGUCCAAAACAAAGAUAAAGGGGCUUCUGGAGAUUCUGGCUUCGGCUUCAGAGUAUGCUGAGCUUCCUUCGCGACCAGGGGAGGAAGAACUGAUACGGAGGUUGAUUAACCAUCAGAGAUACUCAUUCGAGAACCCCAGAUGUACAGACCCGCAUGUGAAGGCAAAUGCGCUGCUCCAGGCCCACUUCGCGAGGCACACGGUUGUUGGGAACUUGGCAUUGGAUCAGCGAGAGGUUCUACUGUCUGCUAGUCGGCUUCUCCAAGCAAUGGUUGAUGUAAUCUCUAGCAAUGGUUGGCUUGACCUUGCUCUUCUUACUAUGGAAGUCAGCCAAAUGGUCACUCAAGGCAUGUGGGAACGUGAUUCCAUGCUUCUUCAGCUUCCACACUUCACCAAAGAGCUGGCUAAGAGGUGUCAAGAGAACCCAGGGAAGAGUAUAGAGACAGUAUUUGAUUUGGCGGAGAUGGAGGACGAUGAGAGGCAGGAGUUGUUACAGAUGUCAGAUUCGCAGUUACUAGACAUAGCCCGUUUCUGCAACCGUUUUCCUAACAUUGAUAUGACGUAUGAGGUGCUGGAGAGUGAUAACGUGAUGGCUGGAGAUGAUAUUUCGCUGCAAGUCACACUUGAACGGGAUCUUGAAGGUAGAUCAGAGGUGGGACCGGUGGAUGCUCCCAGGUAUCCAAAAGCUAAAGAAGAAGGGUGGUGGCUGGUAGUUGGUGAUAGCAAGACUAAUCAGUUGCUUGCAAUUAAGAGAGUGUCUCUGCAGAGAAAAUCGAAAGUGAAGCUCGAGUUUGCUGCCCCGGCAGAAACUGGGAGAAAGUCAUACACGCUGUAUUUCAUGUGCGACUCUUAUCUGGGUUGUGACCAAGAGUACAGUUUUACAAUUGAUGUCAAAGAAGCAGGUGAGGCAGGUGAUGACAGUAUGAGAGAGUGAUGACUAAUAAGCUGAAUUGUCUUGGGUAGUUUUUGUUGAUUGUAGUUAUUCCGAAUUUGAUGUUGGUAAGCGAGAGUUGAUAACAAUGUAGUUCCCUUUUCUUGGUUAUAAUUUCUUUGUAGCAAUUACCAUGGGAUUGCUAAGAGUAUUAUGAGAAGUUGAACCCUGUUUUAAAAAUGUUGUCUUAUAGCGUUGAGUUGUGCCUUUAAAAGACUCGUAGUCUUUACUCUUAAUUUUUUAUAUAUAGUAGUGCUUUGUUGCUGGA
Messenger RNA from Papaver somniferum (opium poppy), 7019 nucleotides. RefSeq names its product DExH-box ATP-dependent RNA helicase DExH12-like. Lineage: Eukaryota; Viridiplantae; Streptophyta; Magnoliopsida; Ranunculales; Papaveraceae. The transcript is spliced from 5 exons. Bases 179 to 6754 code for a protein of 2191 amino acids. The record is from RefSeq and is a predicted model, not a curated record. Gene Ontology annotation, cellular component: nucleus. Gene Ontology annotation, molecular function: nucleic acid binding; ATP hydrolysis activity; ATP binding.